This is a messenger RNA of Daktulosphaira vitifoliae (grape phylloxera), 1949 nucleotides long. RefSeq names its product facilitated trehalose transporter Tret1-like. NCBI's taxonomy places the organism in Eukaryota, Metazoa, Arthropoda, Insecta, Hemiptera, Phylloxeridae. The transcript has 5 exons. Gene Ontology annotation, biological process: transmembrane transport. Gene Ontology annotation, cellular component: membrane. The record is from RefSeq and is a predicted model, not a curated record. Bases 321 to 1691 code for a protein of 456 amino acids. Gene Ontology annotation, molecular function: transmembrane transporter activity.
UAUAACAUAACUAAGAACGUUUAUUUUGUUUUAAAUAGUUCAUUACUUUUUUAAUGAUACCUUUAGCUAAUAAUUAUUGAAGACACCUAAUCAAAAAUAUCUACUGAGUUAGUUUGAGAUUAAAUAUAUACCUUGUAAUCGACCGUUGAAAAUGUAUUACAAUAGUUGGAUAAUUUAAAUAAUUACAGUUGAACUUGUAUUUAAAGACAGCAACAUACAAAUAUUUGUACAAUAGUUAACAAAAAGUACUCCAAUUGUAAAUUUUAAUAAUUUUAUAACUUUAAAUUAUACUGUUCGUUUUCCUAUUUAUUUUUUAAAAAAUGAUUGCUAUUGAGAAGGAUUCUUUAUCUUUAAUUAGAUUAGUAUUAGCAUUUAGUAUUAUGUACUUUCAAAUAGUAUUAAAAGGAGUCCAAACUGGGUUUUCUAGUGUUAUGAUAUCUCAGCUUCGUGAUGACAAUUCGGACAUCAAAAUAAAUUCUAAUCAAAUAUCAUGGAUAGCAAGUUCUAUUUUUUUGACAUGUCCCAUUGGUGCAAUAAUAUCUGGAUGGAUUAUGGAUAGAUAUGGUCGUUUACGAAGUAUGCAACUAUCAAUGAUACCUUUAAUUAUAUGUUUUAUGUGGUUAUGGCUGGCGAAGUCUAUAACCGAUUUAUAUAUUGCGAGAAUCACAGUUGGCUUAACAUUAGGAUCGGGUGCUAGUGCAAUUUGUUUAUAUAUUUGUGAAACGUGUACACCAUCAAGCCGUUCUUUUUUCUUAUCUCUAUUCAACAUUAAUCAAGCGUUAGGGAUGAUUUUGUCGACAGCACUAAUGGGUUGGAUGACAUGGCGUUCCACGGCUGAGGUGUUUUUUAUCGUUACCGUAGUAUUGACCGUGUUACUUUUUUUGGUACCCGAGUCGCCAGGAUGGUUGUUAAACAAAGGCCGACAAGAGGAAUCCGCCAAAAUAUGUAAGUGGUACGGAGUUCCUACUCCAGAUAUAUCUUCAAUGUCAACAGCAGAGAAUAAACCACAUAGAAUUAGUCUAAAAACGUUGACAAGACCUGAGGUGUGGAAACCAGCUACACUUUCUGUGACGUUUUUCUUUUUGCAAAGCGCUACAGGGUUCUCUUCAUCUGUCAUUUACCUCGUAGACUAUACCCACAGAUGUAAAAUUCCGUUUGAUUCUGUUAAUGCAGCUAUUGUGUUGUCUGUAGUUCGUCUUAUCGGAUCAUCCAUUAACUCAUUUAUACUUUUUAACUUAAAAAAAAAGACGCUAAUUUGUAUUUCAGCUCUGGGGAUGGUCGUAUCUACUGCUACUAUAGCGACAAUGCUGAGAAUUUAUGAAGAUCCUUUACAAUCGCCUUUUCCUUGGCUCACAUUUGCAUGUCUCUGUGUGUACGUUUUGUCAGCUAUGUUGGGUGUUUCGCCACUACCUUUCACGUUUAGUUCUGAGGUAUUUCCUACGUCAGUUGGUGGAGUUAUGAUGGGCAUAACUAAUUCGAUUGCUUUUGGUUUUAUGUUCCUAGCCUCAAAUUCAUUUCUUAUGAUUGUUGACGCUAUUGGUAUGGAAAUGUAUUUAUGGUUAUGCAUGGGAUUUAGUGUCGCCCUUGUUUUAUUCGGUUGGUUUUUAUUGCCUGAAACUAAAAACAAAACCAAAGACGAAAUCACUGAAUAUUUUAUUAAAAAAAAAAACAAUAACAUUAGAGACGCUUGAAAACAUGACAAAGUAAUUUGAGUAAAAUGAUAAAAGUAGUGAUAAAUUAACUGUCACUCGUUAUGAAGGUACAAAGUAAAUUACGAGUGUUAUGCACUUCCUUUUGGGAAAAUAGAUUUUCAAAAAUAUUUCCUUGAGUGAAAACCGUUUCUUACAGACCAUAAAGAUUUACGAAACAAGUUUCUGUGCAAUACACUUAAUAUACUUAAGGUAAAAAAAAAAACAAGUGAAGUACUGAUAUUUAAAUUUAAAACGAAA